ACUAACUGAAAUGUAUUUUGAAUUAAGAGAUGAAAAGCAAACAACCACUUUGCCCAGCAGCGAUGAUCCGUUAUUCGUCUUUACUAACAAAAAUAGAAAUCGCUUUGCUUAUACUCUAAUGCUCGUUAUAGAAAGAAGCUAUCGAGCCUUAUUAGAUAGAGAAAAUGAGCCUGAAGAUGAAGAAAUAACUAACCAGGAAUUGCUAUCCGAAUUAAGAAAACGGAUUAAAGAGAGAAGAAUUGAGUUUAAUUUAAGUGCUGCGGAUACCAAAAAUCCUCCUAUUAUUGAUGAAAAUACUGGACAGGAAAUGAAAGAAUGCGAGGGUUGUUAUUGUCAAUUAUUCGCCGACAGCCAUAAUGAUUUUUGCUGUGGUUGUUUAGGUUGUAAAAGUAGAGGUUGCCAAUUUGGCUGUUGUGAUUGUUAUAGUGAUGGUUCGGUUGGCUGGAAAGAUAGCGAUGGCGGAACUUCUGCUCAAUCGUAG
Molecule: messenger RNA, 481 nt
Organism: Scutellospora calospora
Lineage: Eukaryota; Fungi; Glomeromycota; Glomeromycetes; Diversisporales; Gigasporaceae
Source: the annotation of a GenBank genome assembly